GCCGAUAAGAUGACCUUUUUCGGGACGCCGGGACAGUGCACUCAAAACUGGGACAAUCCCGGAAAACCUAACAAUCUGGUCACCCUAACAAUCAAAGUUCUAAACAAAAUACAUAGUUACAAUUAAAAGUACUUGGUUACAUUAUCUAUUGAAAGAUUUAAAUUUUUCUGUUUAUAUUUAAGGUUAGCUUUAAAUGCCGAAAAAAUUAUACGAGUAUACUAAUGUUGCAGAUUUGAAUGUCAGUUUACAAAGUGCUAAUAUAUUUGGAAUAGUCAAAUAUUUUCGACCACCAAUAGUUGUUGAAAAAACAGGAGAUUACAAUGCUCAAUACACUAUAAUUGAUCCAUCAAUUGAAAAUAAUUUACAAAGUGGUGUUCGUUGCAAUUUAUUUGGUAAAGGAAAUACGUUGCCUGAUGUUCAAGUUGGAGAUAUAGUUCGUUUUCAUAGACUAAAAGUUGAUCAGUUUAAUGGAAGAUUGCAACUUAAAACAACAAAAGGAUUUUCCUGGUUGGUAUUUAAUGGUUCAACUACACAAUCUUCUCACCCAAAAGUAACAAUAAGUAAAGAAGAUUAUGCCAAGGUUGAAGAACUAAGAAAUUGGUAUGAAAGUAUUAAGCAUAAAUUGGUUGAGGUUGUUUCUUUGACUUCAGAAACAAAACUUUGUAAUAUAAAACCAGAAAGCUUUUUUAAGUGUGUAGGUUAUGUUAUUCGAGUUGUACCGCUUGUGUCAAAUACUUCUUGCUUGCUCACUGUUACAGAUGGAUCUAAAGUUUGCUAUAGUUCAUUUCGCCGCAGGGGAUUGAUAGAGCUUGAACUGAGUCCCAUUAUUAAACAGUACUGUUUUGAUAUAUGUGUGUUUGGUGAACUAGUAAACGAGGUACUGAAACUGACUCCUGGAAGUAUUGUGAACUUGGAUUGUGUUCAUGCAAAGAAUGUCCCUCCUUCAAUUGUUGAUACUGUACAAAUGGAGCUGAAAUUAAUUCCAAUUGCUGCUAGCCAUGGCUGGAUUGAGCUAACCUUACCCUCUAAUCCCCAUUCUUGUAAUGGCUUUAAAGUUUUGAACAAGGACGAUGAACGAGCAAAAAAAUUGACAAAGGAAAUACACGAUCUGAGAGCUACUUUGGACAUCAAGGUGUCAAAAGUCAAUGAAGAGCAUGCUCGUCCUUUACAAGAAUCCUUAACUAUUACAGAUUUUCCAUUGAACCCAUUUAAAUUGCUAGAAGAAGUAAAGUCAUCCAAUGUUCCAAAUAAGUUUCGCUUAAGAGUAAAGAUUAUUGCUGUGAAACCAUCCAUAAUUCAAGAAUGUAUAAUAGGAAUUUGUGGAACUUGUGAUCAAUUUAUACGAUUUAAUGAUACUUUUCUUAAAGAAGUUGUAUUCAAUGACACAAUGCAAUGUAUUAAUUGUAAAAACGAUCUUAUGAACAUAACAUAUGCUUUUGAAAUUUUAGUUUUAGACUCAACUGGCCUUUUGCAAGUAAAUGUAUUUGAUAAAGAGGCCCAUCGAUUCUUUAAUAAUAUUAAACCUUCGUUAUUAUUACGUGAUGAAAAUAUAAGGUUGAAUUAUGAAAACAAGUUAAAACGUAUCUGUAAUGAAGGUAAGUCAUUAGACUAUGAAGAUGAGUUACCAUGGGUAGAGAUAUGCGUUUGCUCUUUUCAUUCUAUUAGUCAACCGAAUCAUCCAAGAUACAGUUUGUUUGGAACUUCUCUAAUAUAAUGUUUUUUGGUUUUCUAUAUAUCUUCAACUUAUAUAAAUAAAAUUAUAUAAA
Molecule: messenger RNA, 1766 nt
Organism: Hydra vulgaris (swiftwater hydra)
Lineage: Eukaryota; Metazoa; Cnidaria; Hydrozoa; Anthoathecata; Hydridae
Product: protection of telomeres protein 1
Biological process (GO): telomere capping; regulation of telomere maintenance via telomerase
Cellular component (GO): nuclear telomere cap complex; chromosome, telomeric region
Molecular function (GO): G-rich strand telomeric DNA binding; telomerase inhibitor activity
Source: RefSeq, a predicted model, not a curated record